Knipowitschia caucasica is the source of this 222-nucleotide messenger RNA. The record is from the annotation of a GenBank genome assembly. Lineage: Eukaryota; Metazoa; Chordata; Actinopteri; Gobiiformes; Gobiidae.
AUGCUGCGUGCCCCGGUGCGCCCUCUGCUGCUCCAUUCACACCACGCACACACAAGCCACCGCGACGCAACCCCGUGUGGAACUACCGCUUUUCAUUUACGUGUGGAUUUUAAAAACUACGGAGGAGACAUCGAGCCGAGGCACCAGCGGCACCCGUUCUCGUUGUGCGUCAAUGGAGGAUGUUCCGGAACUUCCGGAACGCGCUGUGGACCAAUCGUAUGA